UAGGAAUGUAGUUUCGUGCUUUUCAUAUAUUUCUUGGAUCAUAUGCCUACUAUAUACGUUGUAUAGUUUAUGUGCCAAAUAUAGGGCUUUAUAACGCUGGCCUAAUAAUGUUUGUGUAAAUAUAGAUUUGGAAUUACUCUAAAUGUUUUAACCAGAACAAAAAGUAUAUUAUCAAAAACGUAUAAUUAAUCAUGGAUUUCUACAAACAAGAUUUGUUAUCUGCUUAAAUCACAAUGCCUCGAACAAGAAUAAUCAGUCGGACUAAAGCACCAGUAUCACCGCCCACAGUUGCUACAUCGUCCGUGUUAUCAUCAAAAGUCCUUAUGUCUAAGAAAAAGGUGAUUAUUCACCCGUUGUCGUUCACCAACAAAACUCAUACACAUCGAUAUCUAGAAGGCAAAGUCUGCCAAUCUAAUCUUGGUGAAUCAAACCAGUACAAUAUAACUGGACCACUGACUGAUGAAAUCAAGUAUUUCACGAUCAAUGAUCAACAUCGCAAUGCAAACACGAUUGUUAAAUUGAGAUCACCAUCAUUUGAACACUAUUCAAAUCGAUCUCAACGGAUUAGUUGCUGCAGAAUUAGAAAGGAUUCCGACUCCGCUGAAUUUAGCCGUGCAGAACAUCAGGAAAGUGGAUAUUGUUGUAAAUAUCGUGAUAAAACAUUUUCCAUUAGUUCCAAUCAGACUAUAUGUGAAGGUAGUGCAGAAAGCUGCAAAAUAGAAGAGAUUAAUGACGUAUUUCAAAUUAAGGAUGCAAAUAAUGUUGCUUCUCUAGACCAAAGUAAAAUAAACUGUAAGGGGCACACUGACAUCAGCAAAAAUACUGGCAAUGAACGUAGAAGCCGAAGUCAUAAAAAAAAUGAUUUUGAUACGGGUAUGUAUAGUAUUCGAGUUUUACGCGAAGUUCACAGAAGUAACAGUGAAAAUAAAUGCCCUUUGACUAUGAACAGUAAAUGUGCAGAAAAAGUUAACAAAAAAGAUCGAUCAAGUGUUACAGUAGAUAAAGUAGACGAUUUUAUGAGGGGUGCAACACAUUUCGAACUUUCAUCGCAAAAUCCGACAAGUAUUUCAAAACAAGGGAUGAAAACAAACGCUGUUGAAUCGGACGAUAAAACCGAGUGUCCUCUGAUUUCCGGCUUAAUUCUAAAUUUUACAUCUAACCAAAAAGCUGUGUCACGCGAAUCAGCCACAAAUAUGGACUUCAUUCAAGACGAGGACAGCAAUUCUGAUAGUAAAACAUGCCCCUCCGUAUUAGAAAAAAACGUCUCCAAAGCUAAGCGCAGAAGAAGGCGAAGACCAAAAAGACAACUAUUGGCCACAACGACUGAUAUCAAUAGUACAAUAGUUUUUCCUACGCAUUCAGAGUCCAACAUUACUUCUGUUGACAAUAGUUCUUGCUCGCAUUCCUCGUGUACCUCCCUAGAAUUAAGUAUAGAUUCACGCAGUUCUUCAGCUGAAAGACUAAGACUAUGUUCAUCUCCUGACUUUGUCUACGACCCUGAAGUCGCUAGUCAGAUUCCCUUUUAUUUUAAAGAACCCGUUUUAGAAGACUCUGGUCUUCCUCACUUCACUGUUGAUUUUAAUUGCAAUUUACAAACGUGCGAAGACGGAGAUGAUGAAAGAUCAACGUCUAGCUGGACUGAAUUCGAUAAACUGUCAGAUUUUGAUGUUACCUUUCCUGAUCCACUAUUUGAUUUGGAUAAUUGUGAACCGUCAGAAUGCCUUAUCGAAAACACAACUGGUAGUGUUUUGACCUCAAAUGAAGAAGAUCAUAACAUUGCAAAUUUACAACCUACCUCACCCAUAUGCGUUUUAGAACCUUUAGAAAUAGAUUAUGACAGUUACUUGCCAGCUCAUGUGCUUAUGCAUGUAAAGAGAGAUCUUGUCAGUGUAUUGAUGGAGUAUGGUCAGACUCGUGAGGUCAAAGUUUCAUUCAAGGACAUGGAGCGAUCUGGACCUCAUCAUGCAUCUAGGUUCCACACAGCAGCUGUAGUUGAUGGUGAAACUUUUCCCACUGGCUCAGGCUCCUCUAAAAAAAAUGCUAAAAAGGCUGCAGCUGCUCAGGCAUUAAAAAUAAUGUAUGACAGGGGCAGAAAAAAUUUAGAAGUUGUCAAUGAAAUGGCACAUAAAAAGCUUAGAGCAAUGUCUGAUGAAGAAGUAGGGUCUCAUGCCCAUAGAGUUGUUUUGGUAUCUCGUCAUGUUUUGGACACUGCAGAGGAAACACAAUUUAUCAAUUACAGCAAAGACAAAAUUGCAGCAGCUUUUGUUUUGGAAUAUCAUGGCAAAAUGAGAGUUGUAGGCUUGGGAACUGGUAAUCGAUGUAUACUUUAUCAGCAUAUGACAUUGGAUGGUAAGCGUAUAAUACAUUCUCAUGCUGAAAUUAUUGCAAGACGGGCCUUUUUAAGAUACUUAUAUAAGCAAUUGCAAACCUACAAUGGAAAUCGAUCUCAUCCCAUUUUUACUCGGAGCGACACUGGAAAGUUGAAGAUCAGAGAUAAAAUCCAAGUUCAUCUCUAUAUUUCUAGACCUCCUUGUGGAGAUGCUGCAGCUUUCCCAACAAUCAGUAACUUUCCUAACAAAAUGAGGGCCAUUCGUAAGCAGGGUCAAUUAAGAACUAUUAUAGAUGAUGGUGAAGGAGCCAUUCCAACAGAUUUUCCUGUUCCAGCUGGAGCUAAUGGAAAAGAAAGGUUGCGUAUUAUGACUUGUAGUGAUAAAAUAUGUCGCUGGAAUGUGCUUGGAGUUCAAGGUGCUUUACUGUCUCACUUUUUGGAUCCUAUUUACAUUAAUUCUUUAGUCAUAGGAAGUCAUACAGGAGAUCAGAGAGGUCAUGUACCACGUGCUGUCAGUGGCAGACUAAAAUGUGGUCGUUUACAUGAAGUAAUACAGCGACCUUACAGAAUAAACACACCAGAUAUUCACUACCCUCAUGAUGAUUUAGCUGAUAACUAUAACAUUACCAAAUCAAAGCAGUAUUGUAUUACCUGGUCUUAUGGAGACAUUGAUGCUGAAGUCAUAGAUGCAAUCACUGGUGUCACCAAUAUGGAAGCAAUGGAGGAAGUAAUCCCAUCUCGUGUGUCUAAGAUAACUCUGUACCAGUUAUUUCAACAAGUAUGUAAAAGGUAUGGAAGACAUGAUCUUGCCAAUCUUGAAUAUCUGAAGGCCAAACGUUCUGCGACCACAUUUCAGAGGAUGAAGAGCUUUGUAGGCCAGCACCUUGCCGCCAUGGGUUUCGGCCAGUGGUACUCCCUGCAGGAGACCUAUGGAACGGAUAGUCUAAAAUGUCCCGGGCCGUGCUAGCCCCGUUCAUGCGCCUGCCGAUAUGGGCUCUCGCAAAGCGGAUCCAAACACGUUACACUCUCACUGUCUUCGUUUGGUAUGGUCUGCAAUGCUGAGAUAAAACGAGAUAAUCUUGCACUAAUUUUCUUUUAUCUGAGCAACGCAAAACCUAUCAACUCUUUUGUUUGGUUAGCACAAGAAGAUGACCUCAUCUUCCAUGUUCUAAGUUUGUAUGACUUGAGAUUUGCAAAUCUGUGCCUUUUGUCUCCACCCUAUUAUUUUGCCAGAGCCAGAAUUAAAUAUAUUUUUAGACAAAUUAAUACCUUUAUUUAUCCUAUUAUACUUUAUUUAAUUAUGUAUAAAUCAGUUUUUAUAUCACUUUUUUCUGUUUUAAAUGCUAUAUGUGAAUCUGAAAGUCCUUAUUAUAAAAUUUAUUCCUUCUGGAUUUAGGUAUUGUAAUAUUUUUUGUCUUCAACUAUAAACCUUUCAAAAGCAAGCAGUCAUAUGGUUGCUUGGGUUGUGGGAUAAAACAGACUAAAUGCUCAGAUUUGCUUUUCUCUAGUUACUUCCCCUGGUCAUAUUUUAUAUUUGUUGUUUUUAAUUAAUUUGUUCUAGUUCACUUUUUUUUUACCAAAAAUUCAAUUUGCAUUUUACAUUUCAAAACUUGAAAAACUAAAUAUACUAUGCAUUUAAAGAUAAAUUCCAACUUUUUGAACACACUAUAGCAUAAAGGUGGGGAAAAUACCAUCACUAGCCAUUUCAGUGUUAGAAUAGUAAAAAUGUUGACAUUUAUUGUCUGCUUUUAAAAAAAUCUAAAGGCUAAAAUUUUGGUGCAUCUCUAUGUUAAUGAUUUUUUUCCAACAAAUAUCUUCCAUUAUGUAUUUAGUAUUUUCUUCUAGCAUAAUGCACUGUAACUUUAGAUUUUUUGUGUUUGUAUAAUUAACACAAAAAGUAAAAUUUAAUAAUAGAAUAUAUUUUUGCAUAAAAAAUAUUGGAAACAAAACACUUAACAGAAACAUCAAUAUACAGAUAUAGCUUGCUUUAACCAAGUAUUGAAAUUUAUUCAAAGUGGCCAUCUAACAACCAUUUAUGAUUCAUUCUACCCAUUAUUGCAAUUUGAAAAGCUUCAAACUAUUAAUAUGCACUAUUUUGAUCCCACUUUUUAAAUUUAAAGAUUGCUUAAAAUUCUAGUCAUGGUAGAUUCGUUGUGGGGGCAUUGUACAGAAAUAUAUUUAUAUAAAAUAUAAAUAUUUUUUAUACUAAUUUUAUACUAUUUGAAAUAAUAAAUUGUUUUAAUAACUAAGGACUAGACUCCUUUGUUAAUAUUCAUAUGGUUUUAAUCUAUUGUCUCUAUCUUGAAAUGUUUUUAUACUUGUUAAAUUUUUAAAACCUUUCUUAAAGCCGUCUAGUGUGUUAACCUGGUUCCAGCUAGUCAAAAAAAAAUUCUAGUUAAAAUUAAUAACUUCGCAUUUACUGCAAUUAUUAUAACCAAAUGAUUUUCUAUGUUAACAGCAUUUUAGAGGUAAAAGUUCAAUAGUGGAUAUGUAUUUAUUUUUGUUAGAGCUAUUAAAAAAAAGCAUUUAUUUAUUUAAAAAAAUAAUUGAAAUGAAAAGAACAAUGAACCUUUUUAAGAAAUAUAUAAUACUUUCUUUAUUCAUUUGAUCUAUGGUUGAACUAUUCCUUGCAUUUUGGGAGUUCUGUGCCUUACUUGUUUAGUCUAUAUUUAUAAAGUGAUUUUUAAUUAUAUUAGGAUGUUUUGCAAUGCUGCCAUAUCCUUAGAGUUGUGAAUUUUAUUAGUAUCUUGUCAUAAUUUCCAUAGUACUAUUGUUCUAUUUGGAUCCAAAAUAAAAAAAAAUAACCAAUAACAUUGAUUUCAAUGUUUUUUAAGUUUGUUUUGUUUGUUCUACAACUGCUAUUGUAUAACAUCUUUAAGGGUUACACUGCCUGCAAACUCCAUAUUUGAUGA
Physella acuta is the source of this 5241-nucleotide messenger RNA. Its product is annotated as double-stranded RNA-specific adenosine deaminase. Gene Ontology annotation, biological process: adenosine to inosine editing; RNA processing. Gene Ontology annotation, cellular component: cytoplasm; nucleolus. The record is from RefSeq and is a predicted model, not a curated record. Gene Ontology annotation, molecular function: adenosine deaminase activity; double-stranded RNA adenosine deaminase activity; double-stranded RNA binding. Lineage: Eukaryota; Metazoa; Mollusca; Gastropoda; Physidae.